AUGGAGCAGCCUCGACGCUCGCGUGCGGCCGCGCGACUGAGCGUGACGGCUCCGGACGACGGGCCGAGCGUGGCCGUAGCCCAGGAGUGGUUCCGCGACGUGAUCCUGCCGCACCGUGUCCGAGAUAAGGAAGCCGGCGCUUUCCGCCUCGUGGACAUGGGCGAGGAUACGCCAGGCAGCGAGUUGUUCCCCGUAUUCGGUACGUGGCUCAGCGAUCUGUCAGCCUUCGGUAUCGGACUCGGACUAUACUUCCGCAUGCUGCUGCAGUUAAGUCUGUUGCUCUUCAUACUAGCGUGCGUAUCUACGCCCAGUAUCAUUUACUUCCUAUCAUCGAGCUAUUCCGGAACUUUAGGGUCCCGGAACCUCGACUUCCGAAUACUGGGGACUGCCGCCUGCACGCGGGAAAUGAAUGCAAUUGACACGAGUGCAAGCAACAACGAAAUUCGCAUUGUGACCAUCAACGACUGUCCGUUAAUCAUGACCCAACUCCACGUCGACAUGAUCGGCUUGGGUAUCUUGGCAGUCUAUUGUCUGGUAGUCGCAGUGAUGCAGACAAGAGACAAAGCGCACUUGGAUGCAUUGGAGCAGACCGCAUCCGACUAUUCCGUCGUGAUUAAAGAUCCCAACGCCAACGCGUGGGAUCCGGAUGAGUGGGAGCGAUUCUUCGCUCAGUUCGGGAGAGUCAAGUUCGUCACGGUAUGCGUGGAUAAUGACCGGUUGCUAUCAGUGUUGGCCAAGAAAAGAUACAUGGAAGAUAUGCUCAAGAUGGAGUGCGCAGAUCAGGAGACAGUGCGCUUAGCAUUAGAGAACGCUGCGGACCCGACACAAACAGCACCGGAGCAGUCAAUUCUUCGUCGAUUAAGGCAGAAAAUUAGAUUGGGUGGCUACGAUUUAACGUACUGGAACGCAGAGCUCGAUAUAUUACGUCGACGCAUUGCGGACAUCUUGCAGCAUGACAACUACCGUGUUUGGUCGGUAUUUAUCAUGUUCGAGACGGAAGAAGCGCAACGACGCUGUCUACGUGAGACGCGCAUCGGGUUGUGCUCUUCGAUACUGGAUUGGACCAGCACGGGCUUGUCGAAUCGACUUCGCUUUCGAGGCACCAAUAUUCUACACAUUGAACAGGCCACUGAGCCAUCGUCAGUACAGUGGAAGAGUGCAGGGGUAUUAUGGCGAAGGCGAGUGUUGCAACAGGCACUUACGAUGAGUAUUGUCGGUGGAAUGAUGACGGGUAUAUAUUUCCUCGCGUUGUGGCAAAAAAACGACUAUAUUGGAGGUGAAGCCGAGCCUGAUAGUAAGCGUCGUGGCAGAUUAUUCAUCCUCGCAUCCACACUGGCAGUGACCGACCUGUUCGGGUGUCGCUUUCUCAGUUACGUGGAUCGACUCGAGCAGCACCAGACGAAAGAACGUCAACAGCUGUCUACACUGAACAAACUACUGCUCUUUCGUGGCUUUAAUGGCGCCGUGGUGCUCUAUCUGUUGAUGGACUUCACGGAUAUUUUGUCACAGGAAAAUCUACUGCAGAUCCAGGCGCUGCUCAUCGCGAAUUUGAUCGCUGCACCUGUGCUGCAACUCACGAGUCCGUUCGAGAAGUUCAAUCGCUGGUAUUACGGCCCCAAAGCGAAGACUCAACGCAAACUCAACUCGUAUUACUCCGGCGCGUACUGGCAACUGGCGGAACGGUACACGCAAAUCACGAAAUCUGUGGGCAUUGCGCUGUUUUUCAAGUCGCUGCUACCGACUGGUCUGCUCAUUACGAGUGUAUCUCUACUCGUGAACUACUGGGUGGACAAAUACUGUCUCUUGCGCAAGUGGAAGACGCCUCCGAGAUACGACGGCUUGCUCGCUCGAGCGUCUCGGUAUCACUUGCUGCUGAUGGCGUUGGUGUCUCUCAUCAUGAUGGGGCGUUGGUAUAAUGGCUGGCCUUUCGAUCAUGCCACGCAGCGUGCGGUGGCUUCGGCACGGGAAGCAACCGUGUCGAGAUACGACUCGCUUGUCAAUACACUGCACAUCGUGCUCCCGUUUCUACGUGACCAGUACCCGACUACAGAGCAGCACCAUCUCAUGGAUAUUCUGUACUGGAUCAUCCUCUCUGUCACGAGUGCUGUCGUGGCGUUUGUGCUUCUCAAGUCGCUGUACCGCAGCUGCAUGCGGUACAUCGUGGGGAACCUCCCAACCGGCUUCCUCGGUGGUCGUGCCCAGCAAUGUGAUACUCCCGCUUCGGACGUGUCGACUUUGAAUGGCUACGUGCCGUCGUACGAGUCGUGGUACUCCGACUUCCCGUAUCUCUCUGUACCACUUGGCACGUUUGAGCCACGUUACGUGAGCUGGAGUGGCAACCACGAAGCUUAUUGUCUGGUGAAUGAUGUCGUGGACGACCCUCAGCUAGCGGAGAGUCUUGGCGACAAACCUCUGCAACAACUUUUCGGCGCUUGUAAACAGUACGACAUGCCUGGCAUGAAGAUGCGAGCUGCCGUGAUGUCUCUAGACUCUAUUAGCUUGGUCUAA
Messenger RNA from Phytophthora infestans T30-4, 2508 nucleotides. RefSeq lists its product as uncharacterized. Lineage: Eukaryota; Oomycota; Peronosporomycetes; Peronosporales; Peronosporaceae. The coding region runs from base 1 to 2508 and encodes 835 amino acids. Gene Ontology annotation, molecular function: calcium-activated cation channel activity. The record is from RefSeq and is a predicted model, not a curated record. Gene Ontology annotation, cellular component: plasma membrane. The transcript has a single exon.